AUGUCGAACCAAGACUCGCUCGCACCACCUGUCACACAGCAGGAGGCACAAGCCCGCGUCACCGCUCAAGCCUCUGCCGCCGCCGCCGCUGCCGCUGCAGUCGCCGCCGCAGACGCUUCCGCCCCAGACAAACACCAGGCGGAUGAACACGACCAGCAUGUCUCCACCACAUUCCCGGUAGACCCGGAUGACAUCGCCCACCACCCGCCCGCCGCCGCCCCCAUCGACGACCCGAAGAAGCAAGCUCCUGACCAGGAAGGACACCUCCCCGCGUCCGACCACCUCGAUGUCCCGCAUUCCCGCGCCCCCGCCAUAGCCUCCCCGGCCCAGCAUAUGUCCGCCGUCAACGCCACCCACUCGCCCCCCCUCUCCCACGUCCCGAGUCUGCCCGGCGUCAUCUCGCCCAUCGCCAAGAGGGCCACCACCACCGCCCCUUUUGUGUGCGACGUCGUCGGCUGCGGGAAGGCUUUCGGCAAGAAGUUCAACCUCAAGGCCCACAAGAGGGUCCACACUGGCGAGGAGCCCUUCGUGUGUAGCUUUCCUACAUGUGGGAAGACUUUCAAGUGGAAGUCGAGCCUUACUUUCCACGAGGGACUCCACCUCAACGCCGCCGAGGAUCAGGCACCCCCGCAGGCCACCACGGCUGAGCUGGCCGGCGCCGUCGCUGCCGCUACGAACAAGAAGACCAACAAGGUCUGAUGUCUUUGUCACGCCGAGCUUAGAUUUUUUUUUUCCCUAUCUUCCGUCGUGUCAACUCGCGGCCUGCUUCUGUAGCGCUUUUUUUCUUUCUACUGCACUGUGUACAGCGCUCUUUCUAGGUCGAUUCGUCUUGGGGUUCUUUGCAUGUCGGUCUUUGGGGACGAGGGCUGCCAUCGGAACGUUGUGCUAGUUGCUUUCUUGGCUAAGUUAGGGUGCUUGUGUGUCUAUGUGCAUAUGUGUAAAGUGGAAAUGGCACCGGCUCUUUAUUUACGCCGCGACAAAUCCUCUGCAUUCAAUGGCCAUUUGUGAAAUGACGGGCGACCGUGCUAGAGGCCUCGCCCUCCUUUGGCUGAGCUGCCCUAUCCUAUCACGGCGGAACCACGCACUGGCGUUGUCGCCGUCUCUAUCGGCUUCCUGCGCGUCCGACGUUUGUCUUUCUUUGGGAAACUUCCAGUUUCGAUUUUGUGUCUUGUCCAUCAGACCUUGGGAAAAUUGACAUAAAAAUUCAACCCGCCUAUCUUUUUCGUAAAAACCGCCCUAUCCCGCUGCUUUCCA
Messenger RNA from Chondrus crispus (carragheen), 1254 nucleotides. RefSeq lists its product as hypothetical. Gene Ontology annotation, molecular function: RNA polymerase II cis-regulatory region sequence-specific DNA binding; DNA-binding transcription factor activity, RNA polymerase II-specific. The transcript is spliced from 2 exons. The coding region runs from base 1 to 699 and encodes 232 amino acids. NCBI's taxonomy places the organism in Eukaryota, Rhodophyta, Florideophyceae, Gigartinales, Gigartinaceae. Gene Ontology annotation, biological process: regulation of transcription by RNA polymerase II. The record is from RefSeq and is a predicted model, not a curated record.